UGUCAACCCUGAUCGCCGCAUUAUACCUCCCGGUGCCCCUCGCGUUCCUUCUUAUCCCCUCUCAGCCAAUAUGGCUGCCACAGACCUGGCUCACCACCCGACGGUGGCCCAUUAUCUCAGAUUCGUUGCUACUACAGUCGGCCGCGAUAAAAUCCUCCGCACCCUCCAAUACUUCUCGCGUUUCUACGCUUGGUACCUCUACCGCACCAACUACCCGCAAGCCUCCAUCGCCCCUUUCGAAGCCGUCAAGAAGCAAUUCGCCCUAACCCGCAAACUGCUCCGUUUCGGCAAGAAUGUAGAGCACUUCAAAGCCGCUGCCGUCCUCCUCGACUCGCGCUCACCGACGGCCACUACCGAUCCCGUGCUCAAAUACCUCGGAAUCGGCCGCCAGCUCGGCUACGCCAUCUACCUCUCCCUCGACAUGGUAUUGUACCUAGAUUCUGCCGGGGUGCGCAAGAUGGCGAAUGCGAAGAAGCUACAGGCUCGCGCGCUGAAGGCGUGGAUGGCUGGCUUGGUGUGCAGUGCCGUUUCCGGGCUGUAUUCGAUGUGGAUGUUGAAGGAGAGGGAAAAGGCUGUGAACAAGAAGGACGGCGAGAGUGUGGUUGAAGGGAAGAUGAUUGAAAAAGAACGCACGGCCGUCCUUACCCAGCUCAUUUCGGACUUCUGUGAUCUCACCAUCCCCAGCACAUCGCUUGGCUAUAUAAACUUGGAUGAUGGCAUUAUCGGCCUUGCCGGGACCGUCAGCUCCUUGAUUGGUGUACGGACAGCCUGGAGAAAGACCGCAUGAUAUAGUGAGUGAUGUCUCAGCUGUCAUUUUUGGAGCAUGUGUGAUGGGUUCACCAUCCAGUUUGCAAAUCGAGUUGACCCCGGGUCCUCGUGGUUAUAUCAAUUCCGUUUGUUGUAGGAGUUUCGACCAGUGUGUUCAACUUCUGCCGCUUUUAAUUUUCAGUCGCUUUUCCCUUCUUGGUUUUUGGUCAUUGUUAUUUGUUAGUUUCUAACAUUUGUUUCAUUUUCAUUUUCAUUUUCAUUCUAUACUCUCCAUUCUCGUGUCUUUACGUUCC
Messenger RNA from Histoplasma capsulatum G186AR, 1061 nucleotides. Its product is annotated as peroxin 11. The record is from RefSeq and is a predicted model, not a curated record. The transcript is spliced from 3 exons. Gene Ontology annotation, biological process: peroxisome fission; regulation of peroxisome size. The coding region runs from base 71 to 787 and encodes 238 amino acids. Gene Ontology annotation, cellular component: peroxisomal membrane. Lineage: Eukaryota; Fungi; Ascomycota; Eurotiomycetes; Onygenales; Ajellomycetaceae.